UCACCUCUUAACCUUCUCUUCUCCAUGCUAUGGCAUUCUGCGCAUGACGAUUUGUUUGGGCAUUUAAUGUUUAGCCAGGAUCGCUUUGCAUGAAGGUUGGGAGUGAGCAGAAAACCCAGUUGUAAGGUUUAUGUUUUGCUGUGUUCUUUGUGCUUCAGUUGCCCAGGUUUUGGCCCAAGACAAUGGUGGCAUCUUGCUGACCCGUGAUGCCAACGCUUUAGAUGCUGCAACCGAGGAGACGGGAUGGUUCAAAAAAUUAUUUCACGCCGCCAAGGGUCUGGUGUGGAGCGAUGCGCCCAAUGCCACCCAGCCUCCGCCGAUUAGUGCCCCAUUGGUCCUGAGCCCCCAAACCACCCAAGCCCAGGCUCAUGCCCACUUUGCCCAAGACGAUCAAGGCAAAGCAGUGGCGAAGAUGAAUUUCUCUCUCCGGGUCGUCAAUGAGGACCUCGCCGUCGCUGCUGGAUCUGGCAUUUAUGUUGAAGGUGCUGCCAUCCGGAUCGAGGCAAGAGUCCAGGCGGAUGCCAACCUGUUCCCCAAACUGUUCGUCGACGAAUGCUACGGGACCGAUGCCCAACACCAAAGCCAGUCCAGGCGGGCCUAUGUCAUUGCGGAUAACCACGGAUGCCUGUACGCCAGUGACUCGGACGCAACUUGGUUCCGUAAAGAGGAUGAGACGAUCGUGCUCACGCUCCGUGUCCCUGCCUUUUUGUCGGAUGGGGAAUUGGAGGCGAUCUACAUCCACUGCCUCCUUACGGCCUGGAGCCAGAAAUUCCCUACUAGCCCUGGCAAGAAAACUUGCUACUUUGACCGCAUCUCCUCCAGGUGGAAAAACCUCGACGAACCCUCCAAGGCUUGGGUCUGCGGCUGCUGCGACAACCAUUGCCCUCCGGAGCCCCAUCCGCUUGGAAGCGUUAAAGCGUUUUCGGGCGAAGGAAGGCUGCGCAGGGAAGUAGUUGGACCUCUCUUAGUGCGGAAAGAAGCCAUCCCGUGGUUUGAAGGCCGAUGCCGCACCAUGAAGACGCUGCUGCUGGUGAGCGUGGCCUUCGUGGGAAGCUGCAUCUUGGCCGCCCUCUUCCUUGGCGUCCUCCUGGCCCUGGGGUUGGCGCUUUUCCGCUAUUCCCGCGCUGGCGAAUGGCGCCGGAAGGAGCAGCAUUUCCACGCGGAGCUGCAGACCGUGGCGGAGGCGCUGGCCAUUGCGGAGGAGAUCGAGAAGGAAUCCACCUUGGAUUACUGCAAGCUCAAGAGCGACGCUUCGGAGAAAGAGGACUGAGCAAGAACAAGUGGGAAUAAAUA
This is a messenger RNA of Sceloporus undulatus (fence lizard), 1293 nucleotides long. RefSeq lists its product as uncharacterized. Lineage: Eukaryota; Metazoa; Chordata; Lepidosauria; Squamata; Phrynosomatidae. The transcript has 8 exons. Bases 131 to 1270 code for a protein of 379 amino acids. The record is from RefSeq and is a predicted model, not a curated record.